Messenger RNA from Parathielavia appendiculata, 1435 nucleotides. Its product is annotated as glycoside hydrolase family 27 protein. Gene Ontology annotation, cellular component: cytoplasm. The record is from RefSeq and is a predicted model, not a curated record. Gene Ontology annotation, biological process: glycoside catabolic process; oligosaccharide metabolic process. Lineage: Eukaryota; Fungi; Ascomycota; Sordariomycetes; Sordariales; Chaetomiaceae. The transcript has 6 exons. The coding region runs from base 121 to 1332 and encodes 403 amino acids. Gene Ontology annotation, molecular function: alpha-galactosidase activity.
AUUUUCGAGAAGGCCCAGGGUUCAAGAGCUAUAAAGUUCAUCAUCGACGGCCUUUCCUGGCGUGUUCGCAACCUCAACUUGUGCCUCCUUAAGGCUUUCGCUGACAGAACUACCUUCGAGAUGAAAUCAAGGCUAAACCUAUUGUUCCUGAUCCUGGGCCAACUGCAUGUUACCAGGGCCUUAAACAAUGGCAUUGGAUUGAAGCCACAUUUGGGAUGGAGCAGUUGGAAUGUAGCACAAUGCGAAGCUGCAUCAGAGAAAUACGCCCUCGACGCAGCAGCCAAGUUCAUCUCGCUCGGUCUCAGAGACCUUGGCUAUGAGUACAUCAACAUCGAUGACUGCUGGUCGACCAAGAGCCGAGAUAGCAGCGGAAAGCUCGUCCCAGACCCCUCCAAGUGGCCCAAUGGCAUCAAGGCCGUAGUGGACAAGAUCCACGGCAUGGGACUGAAGUUUGGCCUGUAUGGCUGCGCCGGCCAGUGGACGUGCGCGGGAUACCCUGCGAGCGAGGGACGUGAGGUGUCAGACGUGGCCCAGCUCGUCAGCUGGGGAGUCGACUUCUGGAAAUACGACAACUGCUACACCCCUUGCAACCAAAACCCGCGCCCACAAACCUGCACCAGCCCCGCAGGAAACACCAAGACGUGGUAUGCUCCUAUGCGAGAUGCCAUCCUCGGCGUACAGAACAUGCGAAAGAUCCACUUCAACCUCUGCAACUGGGGGCGUGAUGAAGUUUGGACCUGGGCAGCCCAGUAUGGCCAUUCAUGGAGGAUGAGCGUCGAUAACUGGGGCGACUGGGCCAGCGUCGAGCGCAUCGGCAGCGCCGCGGCCGCCAUCUCGCAGUACAGCGGACCCGGGGGCUUCAACGACCUCGACAUGCUGUAUCUCGGCUCGCCCAAGCUCAACACCAACCAAGAGAGACUGCACUUCGGUCUUUGGGCCAUCGCCAAGUCGCCGCUAGUGCUGGGCCUCAACCUCGCCACCAUCUCCAACGCGACGCUCGACAUCAUCCGGAACAAGGGCAUCAUCAGCAUCAACCAGGACGCUUUGGGCAAGGCGGCGACGACGUUCCGUCCGCCGGGGGCGCCGGCGCCGGUGAGCGGCAAGAUUUACCCGUACUGGGUUGGCCCGCUGACCGAUGGCGUUGUGAUUGGACUUUGUGCGGGCACUGCUGGCGGCAGGUAUAGCGUUGAGUUCAAGGACGUGCCGGGUCUGGGCGGUGCGGGACCGUAUGCCUGGAAGGAAAUGUACACUGGCCAGGCCGGCCGGGGUUCGCGUGUGGCGUUUGAUAUUGCGCUGCAUGACAUGCGUGUUAUCAAAGUCACCAACGUGUAGCUACAGUACCUAAGGUUCAUGUUCCUAGCCAAGCACAACGGAAGUCUCUAGGGGCUUCAAGGAAAUCCAGUCCUCGAUACAACAAUCCCACGGCAUCGUUACC